Molecule: messenger RNA, 2284 nt
Organism: Solanum tuberosum (potato)
Lineage: Eukaryota; Viridiplantae; Streptophyta; Magnoliopsida; Solanales; Solanaceae
Product: putative pentatricopeptide repeat-containing protein At1g12700, mitochondrial
Molecular function (GO): protein binding
Source: RefSeq, a predicted model, not a curated record
AUGAGGAGAAUUUCUCUGCGAAAUGGCAAUGGCAAUGGUAUUCCCUUUAUCUCUUUCUUUGCUGAUUCAGCAAUUACUGUAAGAACUUGUUCUUCAUGCCAUUGCAGUAAUGAAUCUAUUCCAGUAAAGGAUAAAAUUGGUGUAAAUAGUAGCAAUUUAGAUGAUGCUGUUACUCUCUUCCUUCAAAUGGUUAGAAUGAAGCCUCUUCCUUCAGUUGUCGAUUUCUCUAAAUUGUUUAAGACUAUGAUAAGUAUGAAACAUUACUCUGCUGCCCUUUCUCUUUUUCGACAAAUGCUGAAAUUGGGCAUCCCAAUUAGUGAUUUCAUCUUAAAUAUCAUGAUUAAUAGUUAUUGCCUGAUGUAUCGUGUUGAUUGUGCAUUUUCGGUGUUACCCAUUUACUUGAAGAAAGGCAUUCCAUUUGAUGUUGUCACCUUUAACACCUUACUAAGGGGACUCUUUAGUGAAAAUAAGGUCAAAGAUGCUGUUAGAAUUUUCAAAAAAUUGGUGAGAGAGGAUAUCUGUGAACCCAAUGACUUCAUGUAUGCAACUGUAAUGAAUGGGCUCAGCAAAAGCGGUCAUACUCAAAAAACAUUAGGUUUGCUCCGGUUAAUGGAACAAGGUAACACUGAGCCCGACAUAUACAUCUACAACAUUGUUAUAGAUGCUCUUUGCAAAGAUGGAAACUUAGAUGCUGCUAUCAACAUUCUGAACGAGAUGAAGCAGAAAGACAUUCAUCCAGACAUAUUAACGUAUAAUUCAUUCAUUAAUGGUUUGUGUAAGCUCGGUCAGUGGGAAAAGGUUAAAACUUGGUUCUCUGAGAUGGUGAACCUUAAUAUUUAUCCAGAUGUGCGCAUCUUCAAUAUACUAAUAGAUGGACUAUGCAAAGAAGGAAAAGUUGAAGAUGCCGAGGAAGUAAUGAAACACAUGGUCAGAAAAGGUGUAGAGCCUGAUAUAAUCACAUACAAUGCGAUAAUGGAUGGAUAUUGUUUGCGUGGUCAAGUCGAUAGAGCGAGGAGAAUUUUCAAUAUCAUGAUUGAUAAGGGCAUUGAGCCUAACAUUAUUAGCUAUAACAUACUAAUAAAUGGGUACUGUAUGAAAAAGGAAGUGAAUGAUGCUAUGCAAUUGUUUUGUGAAAUUUCUCAAAAGGGAUCAAAACCUAAUGUCGUUACCUACAAUACUAUCUUGCAAGGUCUUUUUAAAGUUGGAAGAAUAGGCCAUGCAAAACAAUUCUUUGCUGAGAUGCUAUCUGCAGGGUUCAUACCUGAUUUUUACACUCAUGGCAUUGUGCUCAAUGGUUAUUUUAAGUAUGGACUUGUUGAAGAAGCUUUGUCGCUCUUUAAUAAGCUGGAAGGAAAGAGAGAAAAUACUGAUAUUGAACUUUACAAUGUUGUCAUUGGUGGCUUGGGCAAUAAUGGUAAACUCAAUGAAGCUCGUGCUAUUUUUGAGAAGCUUUCUUUAAUUGGAUUGCUUCCGAAUGCGAGAACAUACAAUAUAAUGAUACAUGGAUUAUGUCUUGAAGGGUUGUUAGAUGAAGCUAAUGAUAUGCUAAGAAAAAUGGAGGAGAAUGGUUAUAUGCCAAAUAUCUUCACUUACAAUGUCCUUGUGCGGGGAUUUCUCAGGUGUAGCAAAAUUACUGAAAUGACAACUUUUAUGAAGGAAAUGACGGGUAGGGGUUUCUCAUUUGAUGCAACUACAACUGGGUUAUUGGUAAACGUUCUAAGGGAGAGUCCGUCCGUCCUUGACAUGAUACUAGAGCUUCACUCAAAAAUUAUGAAGUGAAUAUUUCUUUCGCCUGAUUUAUUCGGCUACACUAUCAUUGUGAUACAAUUUCCUUUUAGCACUGCAAAAGAAAUGCUUUCUAAUGCAGUUGUGGAAGCAGAUAAGCCAAUUAGAACAUCGCUUGGGAUUUGCAGGCAGGCUUAUUGAAAAGGCAAGUGCUGGAAGUUGUUGCAGGCACUAAAGGUAUCACUGAAAUUGACCAACUGAGAAAUACAAUGUACUACAAUACGUGCAGAUAAACGCGUCAGGCACAUUCCGAUAAUUGUCAUUGAUCAGGCCGGGAUGGUUAUGGUGCUCAUCGGAGAUGUUAUAUAUGAUGUUGCAAGUGAGAGCAUAGGUAUGAGCUGAACGUUUGAAUGCUUAUGCAUACUUAUUCGUGUGUGGCCAAUUUUGUAUACCAUAUUAUAUAAGCCAAAAUUUAUGAUAGUAUUUACAUGAUGGAUCUCAUACAACUUCAAGACUCAAGUUUAUGAUUAUGACAUCAUGCAACCAAUGCUAUAACUAA